Molecule: messenger RNA, 2307 nt
Organism: Fonsecaea multimorphosa CBS 102226
Lineage: Eukaryota; Fungi; Ascomycota; Eurotiomycetes; Chaetothyriales; Herpotrichiellaceae
Exons: 2
Coding region: 1-2307 (768 amino acids)
Source: RefSeq, a predicted model, not a curated record
AUGUCCUCCUUUCUCCCUGAGAAUGAGCCGCAGAUCCAGCCGAGGAACCCCUUCGCUCGUCCAGGUCCCAUCCCCGACAUCCGGUUAGAAGGUCUCUACCUGGAGAGACCUCCUUCGCUCGUACAGAGAGCCGAACCAUCCUCAAGUUCAUCGAGCCCGUCAACUACAACCUCGUGUGGACCAAACGACGACUCGGGCGCCUGCGAGAAAUAUUACGGUUCUGGGUCGAGUACAACCUUGCCCAUCGUAUUGGGAGUGGUUAUUCCUUUGGGCAUCGCUUUGAUCCUGUUGAUAUAUCUGCACCGAAGACAUGUCAAGAAGCUGAGACGAGAAGAUGCAGAAGACAAGCACAAAUCCCUCGACUUCGGCCUCCUCGAAUCGAAGCAGAACCCGCAGAAGAAGACUGGCCCAAGUGUCCCUGAGAUGUCAAUGGCCAAGGAAAAAGAGGCGGGCGGUAGACGUGGUCGUGGCUUGUCGCUUGAUAUGGGUGCUAACAACCCGUACCUUCUGCCUCCGGAACUGCAUCAUUCGAGGGAAUCCCUGCAUUCGCUAUCUCGUUCCAUCAACACCGGUGACGACAAGUAUCGCGCUACCACGUUCGUUCCUGACGACGGUUCUAUUCGACCACCGUCAAGUCUGAGAAGUCCAAUCGACGAUUCAUCCAGCUAUACGGGGUCUUCCACUCGCAGAUUUCCGUUCGACUCGAAGCAGAAUUUGUUGCGCAAUGCUCAGGAACCCGCGAAUGGGCUUCCUCCUUCAGGACGCAGUACUCCAGCAGAAUCAGCACCUGGGAGUCGUAAUCCUGCGCCACCAGGCAAGACCAAUAAUUUGCUCCUUCCUACCAUGCCUGAUCCCGUACGCGACUCGUUUGUGAGCACGGCGAGUAGUAACGGUGCGGUGAACGCACUGAGAGCCAGCAACAACUAUCUUGGCCAGUUCAUUUUUGGUGGUGGGACAUUUGAAAAGGAGGAUCCCACCAAGAAAGGACCAGUAUUGUCCGUGAAAGAGGUCCAAGCUGAGGCACCGGUUGCCCAAGUCCCGGCGCCUCCUCCGGCUGUACUCAAAGACGCUCCACCCUCACUCUCACCGCACACAACUUCAACCUCUCGGGGACAGACAUCCAUAGUACCCGGGAUUACAUUGAAUGCACCGGAAGAGCGCCAACCAAGGCUACCACAACUUAGUUUCAUCGAUUCCCAAAGUGAUCGGCAACAGACUCUGGCGUCCAAAGAAGAGCCUCAUACGGCUUUAGACACAUCGAAGACACCCCAGGGCCAUGAAGCUCCGUCGAUGAACCUUUCUCGCUCGGAGGCUUCACAUGAUCAGACAUCGCAAGGUCAACACCAGGUCCAACAAGAGGAAGAGGAUUACUAUGACGAAUACGAGGCGUACGGAGACCAGGAUCAACAAUAUCAUGAUGACCACGGGUAUUAUGAUUACCAGGACUAUGAUGACUACACUGAGUAUGACCCUCGUCGACUCACAAUGGGCCUGCGACCAUUGCCUCCCGACGAUCCCUCCGAAAACCCCGAGCAGCGCGCCAACCGAAUCAGAUCAUUUUAUAAAGAAUACUUCGAUGACUCCAAACCACAGAAUCAUGCUCAAAACAUGCAAUAUUAUGAUGGUGCUGAAGGCUAUUACCAGGACAACUAUGCGCCUGGUGUCUAUCAAGACGGCUAUUAUGAUCAAGCAGCAUAUUAUCCACCUCGGGGCAUGUCACAAACGGGCACGUAUGGGAGACAUCGUGCUACGGUGUCUAAUGGAAGCUACCAGUCAGGUCCCAGGGCCUUCUCAUCGGCAUCUGGUCGGUAUGGAGGACAUCCCCGUAUGCCGCCAAAGAAAAAUCUGCCGCCACCUAAGCCGCUGAACGUACUACCUACACCCUCAAAACUCAAGGAGGACACGUUCUUGCCCAUUGACUUCGCCCCGCCCCAGAAAAUCUAUAAUCAGAGGGCUGGUACUCCCGAUAGUCUUCGCGGAGGACUGAGACCUUAUUCCCCAGCAGUGAGGGCUCACAUUCCACUCGCGUCAUCAUUCGAUGAUCUGGCGGUGAUACCGAGCCCGCAUCAAUUGAGAAAGUCAUCCACAUUCACGGCCUUGGACUUUGCACCACCAUCGCGACUCAAAGCAAACGAUACCGGGAGUGAGACGGGAAGUAUUCGCAGCAAUCGAUCCGGAAUAUCGGCUAUCCACCUCCACAAUAUUCGCACUGGGGCAUACCGAGUUAGUCGAAUACCCAAAGAGGUUGCAGGGACCAGAGACGAGCUGGUGGCAGCGUUGAGGCCACAGUGGGAUCUAAACCGAUAA